Molecule: messenger RNA, 1374 nt
Organism: Cuscuta campestris
Lineage: Eukaryota; Viridiplantae; Streptophyta; Magnoliopsida; Solanales; Convolvulaceae
Source: the annotation of a GenBank genome assembly
GAUUUUAGAGACAUGUGGGUGAAUUAGAACAGAUAAACCCUUCCUAAACGUCAUCUUUUCCGGCCUCACACUCCAUUGGUAAGCUAUAAAUUCAAAGAAAUUUUUUUUACCACUCUUUCAUAAUCAAAAUUCCAUAUAUAGAUUAACAGUAAUAAUAAUUAUAAUUCCCUUUGCUUUGUUCCACAAUGGCCACAAUCACCGUAGAAGACCUGCAUUUGUUCCACUCUAUAGAUAGGAAGAUCUUCUCUCGACUCGUCGUCAACUCGGCCCGUAAUCCGGCCGAGUCGCUUCUAGUCAUGGCCUUCUGGCUGUGGCUCGAAGACCUCGACUUCCCGGGCGUCAUAGACAAGAUGAUGGCGCUCUCGGACUCCACGGUCAACGCCUUGGCCGACGAGGCCGCCGCGUGCCUGAAACGCCUCGAGUCCUCGAAGCCGAACCGGAAUCCUAGGGUUUCCGACGAGGGCAACGACAUGCCACUCACCUCCAUUGUCAUGGGAAGGGCAAUUUCGUCCAAGCUCUUUUGCCCUAACAAGUUCACCGCCAUCAGCGGGAUCAAGUCCUUCCUCAACAAGGUUUGUGCCAUUGUCUUUGCAGACAUCCUGGAGCAGGUCUUGCCCGACGGGUCCUGCCGGGCAAGCCCUGACUCCAGCAUCCCGGUCCCGGGAUUCCCGCACCCCACGUUCGGGUCGAUCGCCGUGGUCCCGAGGAGCCGGGACUCGGCGAUACCGAACGCGGGGCUCUGGGGGUGGUCGAUGGCGACGGAGCCUCCCGUGGACGACAGGACGAUGUUCCUGACGUUCUCGAGAGGGUACCCGGUGACGGAGGAGGAGGUGAGGGAGCUCUUCAACUCGUACUACGGGGACUGCGUGGAGGCGGUGAGGAUGGUGCCGCCGGCCGCCGCGUCGGAGCAGCCGCUGUACGCGCGGCUGGUGGUGCGGUCGGUGGGGACCAUCGACCGGGUUUUGAGCGGCGGGCCGAUCGCGAAGUUCCGUGUGAACGGGAAACACGUUUGGGCACGUAAGUACGAACGAAGAGACGGUGAGAGAAUCACACUGUCAAAUUCCAAUGUUUUGGAUCCCUUUGGAAACAACAAUGUUUGUAAUUCGGAUUAAUUAAUAAUGUUUCUAAAAUAUUAAAAUUAAUGCCAAAAAUGGGGACUUAAUUAUUAAUUACUUUGUUGUAUUAUGGGAUAUAUUGUACUACUACCAUACAUAUCCAACACAAAAUAUAUACACAAUAUUGACUAUGAUAUAUAAUCGUCAUUAGGUUGGUACUCCCUAAUUUUUUUUAAUGUUUUGGUAAAUUCUUUCUCAUGCAAUGGUAAUGUUUUUUAUGUGUUUGUAUAAUUAACAGAAAUAUAUAACUUGUUUCUUU